Molecule: messenger RNA, 1598 nt
Organism: Pseudo-nitzschia multistriata
Lineage: Eukaryota; Bacillariophyta; Bacillariophyceae; Bacillariales; Bacillariaceae
Source: the annotation of a GenBank genome assembly
ACACCUCUCGACAGGUUUCUCUCCUAGUUCACCCCCACCCCCUCACACACAUAACUCCUCGUCCGACCAGAAGUCAACCCAAAAUGAAAUUCUCCCUUCUCGCCGUUUUCUUCGCGGCAUCGUCCAUCGAUGCUUUCAGCCCCAAAACCGCUGGAAGCCGGGGUGCCAGCGCCCUCCGUUCCUCGACCACCGAUGCUCCUCCCAUGGCACGAUCGCAGACUAAGGUCCCCGUCUUUGACGAGGUUUGCGACACCACCGGAGUCACCCUGACCCGUUUCAUGAACGAGGUCGCCAUGCUCAACCCCGAGCUCAGCGAAUUGACCACCUUGUUUGGUGCCAUCGACACCGCCUGCAAGGCCAUGACCAACCUCGUCAAGCGAUCGCAGCUCCCCUCCAGUGAGACCCUCGGAUACCAGGGAGAGGUCAAUGUCCAGGGAGAAGACCAGAAGAAGCUCGAUGUUAUCACCAACGACCUCUUGAAGCGCGCCCUUCGAUUCACCGGACGCCUCGGUGUUUUGGCUUCCGAGGAGGAAGAUGUCCCCGUGAGUAAUAUAUAUACAUAAUUCGUGGCAGCGGCAGUUGCGUGAAAUGAGAUCCGCGAUCCGAAAUUCCUAGAUUUUCCGAAGCGGUAUCUUUCCAAUGCUCCGUUGAUCAUCGUAGGUGCAACCAAUGGUAACAGUAGAUUCAUCAAAAAUCGGUCGAAAGUUCUCAUCUCACUAAUUAUUUCUUUUCUUCCAUUGUUCGAAACCCAAACGAAACACGUUUUCAKGUCGAUUUGAUCGGAGAUACUGCCUCUGACUCCCAGGAAAUCGUCAUCGAAGAGGGAGAGAAGUAUGUUGCCGUCUUUGAUCCCCUCGACGGAUCCUCCAACGUCGAUGCCGGCAUCCCCACCGGAACCAUCAUUGGAAUCUAUGAACACAGCGAAAACUGUGAUGUCGAUCCCGAGUGCAUCGGAGACGAGUGCACCGAGCAAGAAGCCCAGUGCCUCGCCAACACCCUCCAGCCGGGAACCAACCUCGUUGCCGCUGCCUACUGCUUGUACUCCUCCUCCACCUUCCUUUCCCUCACCCUUGGAAACGGUGUCUACAUCUUCACCCUCGACGAGACGAUCGGAGAAUUCGUUCUUUCCAAGCCCGAUGUCAAGAUCCCCGAGGACUGCAGCAUCUACUCUAUGAACGAGGCCAACUUUGACAAGUGGGACAAGCCACUCAGGGACGUUGUCACCGGAUGGCGCGAGGGAACCGGAGCCAGCGGAAAGCGUUUCUCCAGCCGAUACAUCGGAUCCAUGGUCGGUGAUGUCCACCGUACCCUCCUCUACGGAGGUGUCUUUGGAUACCCCGGCGACACGAAAAACCCCAACGGAAAGCUUCGAUUGUUGUACGAGGGAGCCCCCAUGUCCUUCAUCAUGGAACAAGCCGGAGGAAUCUCUUCCACCGGAAAGGAGCGUGUCAUGGAGAUCACCCCCGAAUACGUCCACCAACGCAUCCCCGUCGUCAUGGGAUCCAAAAACGCCGUGCAAGAGGUUCUCGACGCCUACGCCGCUGAAGAGUAAACAUAGACUAUAUACCACGAUUCGAAAACAAAAUAUCUGACCACGA